This is a messenger RNA of Spirodela intermedia, 6152 nucleotides long. Lineage: Eukaryota; Viridiplantae; Streptophyta; Magnoliopsida; Alismatales; Araceae. The record is from the annotation of a GenBank genome assembly.
AUGGGGUUCGUGAACCUUCCGGUGGCAAAGCGGCUGCCGCGACACUGGCGAUUGCUCGACGUCGUCUCCGCCAUCCUAUUCGCGUUCGUCAUGGUGUUCUUCCUGCUCGUGUUCACCUCUCUCGGGGACUCCGUGGCUGCGUCUGGUCGUCGUGCGCUCAGCCUUUCCUCGUUGUCGGAUCCUCGCCAGAGGGAGCGAUUCGUCGCCUUCUUCGACGAGGACGAGGAUCCCUUAAAGCAGAGUCGCGGCGGGCGGCGGGGGAGGGACAAGAGUGCGGAGUUGCUGGUGAUCGCGGCGUGCUCGGCCGAGGAGGUGGAUCAUAUGCCAUGCGAGGACCCCCGCCGGAACAGCCAGCUCAGUAGGCACAUGAACUUCUACCGGGAGCGGCAUUGCCCGCUUCCGGACGAGACACCGCUCUGUCUGAUACCUCCGCCUGAUGGAUACCGCAUUCCUGUGCCGUGGCCUGAGAGCCUCCACAAGGUACCAUCCCUUGGGUCUUCAGUCUGGUUUCUCCCUUUAUCGUGUACAACCCUUGCGUUAUCGCAGUUUCGUAAAGUCAUUGGUCAUGUUUCAUUUUAAUAUUUUAUUGUUCUCCCUUUUGGGCCUAUUUUCUUGGUUUGAUCCUCUCUUCUUCCUUGAAGGCCAUAUUACUAACUUUGAUAAUGUUUCAGCACAAAGCUUGCUUCUCAAUAUGGGAGAAUGCACAUAAGCAUUGCCGUUAAUUUAUCACCUUUUUUAUACGAAUCUUAUGCCCUAAAAUUAUAUUCACGUCUCACUUUUUUCUUCAUCUGAGCUCACAUGUAAGUCUUAAGGGAACUUACGAAGUUGCACAAAGUAGUUGAGCUUAAUGGGUGCGAUGGACGAAAUACAUUUUCUACCCGUCCAUUAGAUAUCGAAUGGCCAAUUUUACCUUUGUCAAGUUUAUACCUUCUUCAUCAUUUGGGUUUGAUGUCCAGGACACCAGUUGUAGACCAACGAUCAAUCUGUCGUCAGAUGAUGCAUUUCAAAUUUUUUAAAUAUUUUUCAAACGCAAGACAAUGACUUUGUUCAAGUGAAUCGUACAUGUUUCACUCUCCCCUCUCCCCUUUUUCUAUGCAUCACGAGCGUUGUGGAUUGCGUCAUUAUGGAUCUUAAUUUGAGGCCGAGAACAUUAGAUCAGUUAUCUGUGGAUUGAUAUAUGAUGUCACACUUUCUCGUCAAAUGUGAAAGAAAUUUAGAGAUUUUAGAGCCUCAUACUGACAAUACAAGAUGGAACUGAUGAUCCGACUAUGAAUGUGCAUUUCAACAGGUUUCAUACAUAGGCAAUAAAGCCAAUUUUGUGUUGGAAGUUUAUGAAAUCUUCAAAUCAUAGGUUACUGAAUGAGGUUUUGCUUUUAUAAAUGUUGAGACAUGUACCUGAAUCCUGCGUUAUAAUUCAAGUUCACAUAUUAUAUUAUAUAUUUUUGAGAUGGAGUUAAAUUAAUAUAGAUUUACAUCAUCUUUUUUAAAUCGGAUUAAUAAUUGUUGACGUCAUGCAUCCCCUUUGUUCCUCUUUUUUUGAUAUAUUUAUCAACGAGUCUGCGAAGGUUCAUUUGCUUUCAUUACCUUUUUCAAAAGGUAACGAUACUGAGUUGGCAUAUUCCUUACCAGUAUUGAAGCUGCUAUUCACAGUUAAUCUUUUUUCCUUUUUUAGAAUGUGAUGGAUUGGUUAGUACUCAUCAAUGCGGUGCAUUUGUAUGAAAUAUGAGCUCUCUGUUAGAAAUUGGCAACCAUUACAGGAAUAAUCUGUCUUGUUUAAAAUGUCACUUAAAUUUCAAGGCAGAAACGAAUGGUCAAGGCAGUUAAUUUUACUGAUUGGCUUGAUCUUCCAUUCCCAGAUAUGAUUUUUUUUGCAUGUAUUUAGUUGAAUUGAAAAGAUCUUGAACAAAAGAAAAGCUUUAUCUGUGCUUUGGGUAUUGAUCUCAAGUGCUCACUUCUCUUCUGAUCAAAAAAGAAUUUAUAGGAUGAUCCAAUAGUGAAGUCCAAACUUUAGUGUGUUUAAGUUGCAGAUUGUUAUUGAUACGAGGGAUCUCAGUGAGGCUACUCGAGGAACAGAAGUGUUUUUGGAUUUAAAAGGGAUAAUGACGAUCUGGAUUUAUUUUCUCUCUCGAGGUGGGGAGCUGGAUUUGUGUUUUUCAUUAACCUUCUAAUAAAAAAUGUGCCCCAACCACAGUUUAAGUCAUGACUCGCCUUUUGGAAACGUCUGAUGUGGGAAUAAAGAUGAGUAAUUGUUGCUUUUUGGGUUUUUAUAUGGAUUUCAUUUCUGUCAUAAAGAGGACAAUGGAAAGAAUUCCGGACAGCAUUUUUUAGAUACAAUAAUUCUUUUUUCUUUUCUAUGCCUUCGUCUUCUCGAAUCUCUUGUCAAAGGCUAUCUUCGGUACAAUACUGCUCUUUGUCUGAAAUUGUAGUUCUUGCAUAAGACAAACCUUUUGCAAGUUUUCCCUCAAUGGGCAUUCGUCUUUCCUGAUUUUGAUAUACAAGAUUGGAUCUCUUAGUUUCCCUCUUAGUGUGUAUAAUAUAAAUGAUUUACAUACACAAAUGCAUGUUGAUAGGCCUCCCAUCAAGACAGACUCAAGAUGGAAGAAGCUCCCUGCUUCUUCCAGUCCAACUGAUACAUGUGGAUGUUAGUAAGCUCCACGUGCAAAGGGGAAGGUUGAAGGUUAGAAAUAAGGGAUCUCAGUUGUAUAGGAGGGGGGAAGAAACAUUUGGUCCCAAAGUCUUCAGAGAUCGUCCACCUGUGUUGUAGAACCGAUUUGGUGGUCUCCAUGACUCAAACCCCCCUUUUCCCCGAUUCCUGUUUCCCAAAGCAAUUGUAUUCUUUUCUGGAUCAAGGUUCUUACCACAUGUCUAUUCUCACAGUGACCUCGAAUCGACAAGUUUCUGGCUGGUUCCAAACCUUACGUUAUUGGAUCUGCCCUGGCUUAUCCUUAUUCCCAUUUGGUUCCAUGGACCAUAUUUUUGAACAAAAAAUGUUACCCAAAUUUUAGCGUGUAUUUGAUGUGUCAGUUAGGUCUGGGUUGGUUCGUUUCAAAAUAAUCCAGGCAAUCUUUUGCUCUUAUUGAUUAGGCAUUCCUCACAAUCUUCAAACCCUUGGAGUUGGUGGGUUGCUGACGGUGAUAAUGGGGAGAGAAUACAGUGCUAGUAAGGAAGAUGCUCCUAAUUUCUUCUCCAUUUUUUAAUUGAAGCGAAUUUUAGAACUGCUGAUAUUGGAUUAUUGAUGGAUUAAUUUUCUGCGCACUGCCUUGUGUGCACAUAAUGGAAACUGAUUUUAGCACUUUCCUGCGUCACAUUAUAUGGGAGUUUUGAAUAACAGUAAUGUUUUUAUUGUACUCGCAUGAUCUUUAAUAGAGCUGCUCAAGAGGGAGUUGUCAGUUGGAUGUGUGCUUAUUUCGAUGUGUGUGUUUGUGUGUGUGUGUGUGUAUGAUGCAUAAUUUAUGGAGAACAAUUUCUUGUUUGGAAAACCUCAGAACUUGGGACUUUGAUGCAUGGAUUCGAUAUGAAACUAUUAGCAUAUUGACUUUUGGGAUCAUGUGGUAGUAUUUCCCUUAGAAUGGAGGAAGGUGACGAGCAGGAUAUUUUCUAUCGAUCCCUUAGUGGAAGAGCUGUGCUUCUUGCUAAUUAGCAAAAGUUCUUUCGUUGAAUUUCAUGUCAUGAUUUACUGAUUAAACACGAGGAAGCGUCACACUCUAUGAUAUUUGUAUCUUGGAUCCCCUUGUCAACUACGCAUUUCCUCCCCUUGUUAAUUUUUGGCAUGAAAGAUCAUUCUAUUUUAGGUAGUAUCUUCGGUGAUUUGGAAAGCCGUUGCCUUGGGGUUACCCAUGUUCAUCUUAGCUUAAUACAAUUUCAAUCUUUGUAGAUUUGGCAUAGCAACAUGCCGCACAAUAAACUUGCAGAAAGGAAAGGACACCAGGGCUGGAUGAAAGAAGAAGGCCCAUAUUUCAUAUUCCCUGGCGGUGGCACUAUGUUUCCUGAUGGGGCUGUGCAAUAUAUUGACAAGCUUCGACAGUAUAUCCCCAUAAGCGGAGGAACCCUACGGACGGCCUUGGACAUGGGAUGCGGGGUACGAAUUGUAUCUGUAUUUCUUAAACUUCGUAGAGAGAUUAUUGCCCUAUAUGUCACUUUGAGAUCUCGCCUCCUCCGUGCAGGUUGCCAGCUUUGGGGGGUUCUUACUGAAAGAAGAUAUCUUGACCCUUUCCUUUGCUCCAAGAGACUCACAUAAAUCACAGAUACAAUUCGCACUGGAAAGGGGAAUUCCAGCAUUUGUGGCCAUGCUAGGCACCCACCGGCUUCCAUUUCCUGCCCACUCCUUUGACCUCAUCCACUGCUCCCGAUGCUUGAUCCCCUUUUCCGCUUCAAGUAAGACAUCCUCUUGUCUGCUCAUGUUUAUGUUUACUGUGAACAUCAGAAGGCCUGUCCACCUCAUAGUCAAUGUAUAUUGCCUCAAAUUUUGUCGACUGUGGGGAUUGCAGACGGGACAUACUUCAUUGAAGUGGAUCGUCUGCUCCGUCCCGAUGGAUACCUCGUCAUCUCCGGCCCACCCGUGCAGUGGCCCAAGCAGGAUAAGGAAUGGGCCGACCUCCAGUCCUUGGCCCGGGCCUUGUGCUAUGAACUUAUUGUGGUUGAUGGUAACACCGUCAUCUGGAAGAAGCCAUCAGGGGAUUCAUGUCUUCCUAACCAGAACGAAUUUGGACUCGAUACUUGUAGUGAUUCUGAUGACCCCAGUGAAGCAUGGUGAGGGUUUCACCAGCUUACAGAUAUUUUUCCCCAAAUGUUAUAUUUGGUACUACUGCUGAGAUAUAUGCUCAUAACCAAUCGAAUUUUCAGGUACUUUGAUCUGAAGGGGUGUGUCAGUAAGUUGUCAGUGACCAGAGCAACUUCUGUUGGGUCCAUCCCAAGUUGGCCAGAGAGGCUGGUCAAAACCCCUGCGAGAGCCUCGCUCAUCAAAAAUGGAUUUGACGUCUUCGAGGCCGAUAGGCGGCGUUGGGCCAGACGGGUUGCUCAUUAUAGGGAAGUUCUUGGUUUAAAGCUCGGCACUCCUGCAGUGCGCAAUGUUAUGGAUAUGAACGCCUUUUUCGGGGGCUUUGCAGCGGCUUUGUCGUCAGAUCCCCUCUGGGUAAUGAAUGUCAUUCCUGCUCGAAAGCCGUUUACUUUGGAUGUCAUCUAUGACAGAGGGCUCAUUGGAGUCUACCAUGACUGGUAAGUUGUGCACCAUAUCAUCUGCCAAUUAUUUCUUACGUUAUUAAGAAUAUUAAACUACUAACUUAUUAAGAACUAUAAAUAGAAAGGAGUAAAUCCGAUAACGGGGAGGUGUUCCUCAUUUAGCUUGACUUAACAGGAUCCCAAGGACUGAUUCGGCUGUUCAUGCCUUGAAUGAUGAUGACAUGGGUCUCCUUAAUUUUACUAUCUGAGGAAACUCCUCCCUUAAUUAUAUCCAAUUAUGUUGGUUUUGAUACACCCAGAACCAUGAUGCUCCUGUUUUUUACAUCCUAUAUUUAUAGAUUUCUAAAUAUAAAUAUAAAUAUCACUGUGUUUCCCCUUUCUGCUGGCAGGUGCGAGCCGUUUUCCUCAUAUCCCCGGACAUACGACCUCAUCCAUGUGGACGGAAUACUCUCCUUGGUCAAAGGACCAAGCACCGGCAAGAACAGGUACUCAAUUCAUUUCUGCGAGAUAUCAUCGGCUAUCCCAUAUCAUGUUCUGUUUAUGGCAAAUUCUCUGACUAUUGUCUCCGUGAUCAGAAGGAUUAGCCGGCCAGAGAGUAUCUGAGGUCGUGGGCACCAAUUUAAAUCAAGAAAAAUUAAUUAAAAAUAUCAAUAAUCGUAGAUUGAUUUGUUAGAUAGUAAGUAAUAUGGGACUAAUAAUGAUUGAUCGAGCAGGUUUGAUUGGGUCCCUCCUGUGAUUGCAGGUGCAGCAUUGUGGAUCUGAUGAUGGAGAUGGACCGGCUGCUGCGGCCGGGGGGGACGGCAGUGGUUCGGGACAGCCCGAAAACCAUUGAGAAGGUGGCCCGGAUGGCUCGGGCUGUGCGGUGGACUGUGUCUGUACACGUGGCUGAGGCCGAGUCGAGCAGCAGGGAGAGGGUGCUUGUGGCGACCAAGGAGCUCUGGAAGCUGCCGCAGGGGGCCGCUUCAUCCAGGUAG